GCCCGCCGCCCGAUGCCACCUGCGCUGCGCUCCCGGGGCUGAGGGACCGCGCGGAGCGGGGAAGAUGUGGAGAGCAGAUCUCUCCCUUCUUGCAGCGGCCUGUUGUGUAUUUGAGGAGGACUUUGAGCUUUUGCGUAAAUGAACCAACUCCGGGACCUUCCUCAAAGGACAGACUGACAGAACGGCAUCUGAUGUGAAAGUGCAUACGAAGCAAAGGGGUGGGAUCGAAUUCUUCAAUGUAGGAAAAAAUGACCCCACUGACAUACAUCAACACUUCCAGUGGAUGUAUGACAGCGAAGGGAUGGAGAUGCGUUGCACACCAUGAAAUGAAGAACAUCUCCAUCAGCUCAUCCACCCAGAUCAGAGGAUUAUGGCCAGGGAGCUGCACAGAAUGUACAGAAUGCUGAACAUCGGCCUCGGUGCAUUGGAGACGACAGAAGCAACGUUGGAAUAUCGCAGUUUGUGCCGUCUGGGGCCACAAAUGCUCACGUGGGAGCAGAAGGGAGUUUGUCAGGACCUGCUAAACCAAUAUGAGGUUUCCUGGAUCAUGUCGUUACCGGUGUUGCAAUGUGAGCUGGAGUCAAAGCGGCGAUCCAUGGAGUGGUGAUGUGUGAAUUCCCCACUGAAGAAGUUCAGGACUCAGCCCUCAGCGGGUGAAGUGAUGUGUGCUGCAUUUUGGGACAGGGAAGGGCUGAUUCUUCUGGAUUUUCUGGGACCCGGACAGACCGCCAGCUCUGACCGUGUUGUGGCACUGACUGAGCUGAAGGCUCCAACUUCCAGGAUGGCGGACACGGACCUUUUUAUGGAAUGUGAGGAGGAGGAGCUGGAGCCAUGGCAGAAGAUCAGUGAUGUGAUUGAAGAUUCUGUGGUUGAGGAUUAUAACUCGGUCGAUAAAACUACUACGGCCGGCAACCCUCUUGUUCAGCAAGGCGGACAGCCCCUGAUCCUCACCCAGAACCCAACCUCGGGUCUGGGCACCAUGGUGACCCAGCCAGUGUUAAGACCUGUGCAGAUCAUGCAGAAUGCCAACCAUGUCACAAACUCCCCGGUGACCAGCCAGCCCAUCUUCAUCACUACCCAGGGAUUUCCCGUGCGGAACGUGCGGCCUGUGCAAAACACGAUGAAUCAAGUGGGAAUUGUCCUGAAUGUACAGCAGGGUCAGACAGUCAGACCCAUCACCCUUGUCCCAGCCCCAGGUACACAGUUUGUCAAGCCAGCAGUUGGCGUUCCUCAGGUGUUCUCCCAGGUGGCCCAGGUGAGACCAGGUACGACCAUGCCGGUCCGACCCACCACCAACACUUUCACUACGGUCAUUCCGGCCACGCUCACCAUCAGGAGCACAGUGCCGCAGUCCCAGUCACAACAGCAAAGUAAGUCCACUCCCAGCACCUCCACAACUCCUACUGCAACGCAGCCAACACCACUGGGACAGUUAACUGUGCAGCAGCCAGGGCAGUCCAGUCAAGCUACUAACCCCAAAUUAGUGAGCAUCGCGAGCUUUGUGACGGUAAAGAGACCCGGAGUGACUGGUGAGAACAGCAAUGAGGUUGCCAAGCUGGUGAACACCCUGAAUACUGUUCCCUCGUUGGGGCAGAGCCCCGGACCAAUGGUGGUGUCCAACAGCAGCCCUGUGCACGGCUCCCAGAGAUCCAGCACGUCGGAGUCAUCAUCAUCGUCGUUGAAAGUCAGUUCAUCUCCAAUUCCCACCUUUGAUUUGCAAGAUGGUGGCAGGAAGGUCUGCCCACGGUGUGAUGCUCAGUUCCGAGUCACCGAAGCUUUAAGAGGACAUAUGUGUUACUGCUGCCCUGAAAUGGUUGAAUUCCUCAAGAAAAGAAAAUCUCUCGAUUCUGAACCAAAUAUCCAAUCUGCAAAGCCUCCAUCUCCAGAAAAAACCACAGCUGUUGCUUCCCCGCCCUCUUCUACUCCUAUCCCUGCACUGUCCCCACCUGCUAAAGCUCCAGAGCCAAAUGAAGGCAUGGUUGACUCGUCCCAAAGUAAGCUCAUCAUGUUGGUGGAUGACUUCUACUACGGCAGAGAUGGUGGCAAAGUGAGCCAGCUGCUGAACUUCCCCAAGGUUCCGACUUCCUUCCGCUGUCCGCACUGCACCAAGAGGCUAAAGAACAACAUACGAUUUAUGAACCACAUGAAGCACCACGUGGAACUGGACCAGCAGAACGGAGAGGUGGACGUGCACACCAUCUGCCAGCACUGCUACAGGCAGUUCUCCACUCCGUUUCAGCUCCAGUGCCACUUAGAGAACGUCCACAGUCCCUAUGAGUCAACAACAAAGUGCAAGAUUUGUGAAUGGGCAUUUGAGAGUGAACCAAUGUUCCUGCAGCACAUGAAGGACACGCACAAGCCGGGGGAGAUGCCCUACGUUUGCCAGGUGUGUCAGUACCGCUCGUCGCUGUACUCGGAGGUGGACAGCCACUUCCGAAUGAUCCACGAGGACACGCGGCACCUGCUCUGCCCCUACUGCCUGAAGGUCUUCAAGAACGGCAAUGCCUUCCAGCAGCACUUCAUGAGGCACCAGAAGAAGAGUGUUUAUCAUUGCAACAAGUGCAGACUCCAAUUCCUGUUCGCCAAGGAUAAAAUUGAACACAAGCUGCAGCAUCACAAAACGUUCCGAAAGCCCAAACAAUUGGAAGGAUUGAAGCCUGGAACCAAGGUGACAAUCAGAGCAUCCCGAGGACAGCCCCGGACAGUGCCCAUCUCUUCAAACGACAUGGGGCAGAGUGCUGGGCAGGACACUGCGCCGCUCUCCUCUUCUGACCCUCAGCCCAUCUUCCUGUACCCACCCGUCCAGAGGAGCGUCCAGAAGAGAGCCGUCAAAAAAAUGAGCGUCCUGGGCAGGCAGACCUGCCUGGAGUGCAGCUUUGAGAUCCCCGACUUCCCGAACCACUUCCCCACCUACGUCCACUGCUCGCUGUGCCGCUACAGCACGUGCUGCUCCCGAGCCUACGCCAACCACAUGAUCAACAACCACGUUCCCCGGAAGAGUCCCAAAUACUUGGCUUUGUUCAAGAACUACACUGCUUGUGGUGUGAAGCUGUGCUGCUCCUCCUGCCUCUUUGCGUCAUCGGAGGGUGAUAUGAUGGCCAAGCAUUUGGUCUUCAACCCAUCACACGAGUUCAGCAACAUUAUUUUCCGAGGGCCUACUUGGAUAUCACAUUCCAGGCACAUCCAGCCCCAGGACAGAAGCAUGAAGAACACGUGCCCUGCCUAUUCCCCCAGUAAAGCUGCUACUGUGAAAACUAAGUCUGUGUUACCCGUGAAGGACGACCUGGAGCCUGAAGCGGCACUGGCAGCCCACACCCGGCCCCUGCUUUGCCAGGAGGAAGAGUGCUUAAAUAUCGAUGCUCAGGAAGACGAGCAGCCAAUGAAGGAGACCGAACCUGCAAGCAAAAAGGAGCAGCUGUCGGUGAAAAAGCUGCGGGUGGUUCUGUUUGCGUUGUGUUGCAGCACUGAGCAGGCGGCUGAGCACUUCCGGAACCCGCAGCGACGCAUCAAGCGUUGGCUCCGGCGGUUCCAGGCUUUCCAAGAGGAGAACUUGGCGUCACUGUCAGAGGGCAAAUACCUGAGCUUGGAGGCCGAGGAGAAGCUGGCGGAGUGGGUGCUCACCCAGCGGGAGCAGCAGCUGCCCGUCAACGAGGAGACGCUCUUCCAGAAGGCCACCAAGCUCGGCCGCUCCCUGGAGGGCGGCUUCAAGAUCUCCUACGAAUGGGCUGUUCGGUUCAUGCUGCGGCACAACCUCAGCAUGCACACGCGCAGGGCGGUGGCCCACCCACUCCCCAAAGAGGUGGAGGACAACGCCGGCUGCUUCAUCGAGUUUGUGCAGCGGCAGAUCCACACGCAGGACCUGCCCCUCUCCAUGAUCGCAGCCAUCGAUGAGAUCUCCCUCUUCCUUGACGUGGAGGUGCUGAGCAGUGACGACAAGAAGGAGAACGCUCUGCAGACGGUGGGGACCGGCGAGCCCUGGUGCGACGUGGUCCUCACCAUCCUUGCCGACGGGAGCGUUCUCCCCACUUUGGUCUUCUACAGAGGUCAUGUCCAGCAGCCCGCCAACGUGCCUGAGUCCAUCAUACUGGAAGCGAAGGAGAACGGCUACAGCGAUGAUGAAGUCAUGGAGCUGUGGGCUUCGCGAGUGUGGCAGAAGCACACCGAGUGCCAGAACAGCAAGGGCAUGCUGGUGCUGGAUUGCCACCGAACACACCUCUCGGAGGAGGUACUGUCCCUGCUGAGCGCUUCCAGCACUCUCCCGGCUGUCGUACCCGCUGGCUGCAGCUCCAAAAUCCAACCCCUGGAUGUUUGUAUAAAAAGGACUGUGAAAAAUUUCUUGCAUAAAAAGUGGAAAGAGCAAGCCAAGGAGAUGGCGGACUCCACGUGCGAUUCGGACAUCCUUCUCCAGCUGGUUUUGUGUUGGCUGGCAGAGGUGCUGGAGGUCAUCAGUGACUCUCCCGAACUCGUGCAGCAGUCCUUCCUGGUGGCCAGUGUGCUGCCGGGGCCGGACGGCACGGCCAACUCAGCCACACGCAACGCCGACAUGCAGGAGGAGCUGAUCACAGCGCUGGAGGAGCAGCUGAAGUUGGGUGAGGAGCAGCAGCCACAGGAGGUGGCGGAGGGUGAGGAUCAGCCCCAGAACGAGGAGUGCGCCGACCCCGAGAUCCUCCAGCAGCUCUUCGAGGGGGAGAGCGAGACUGAAUCGUUUUACGGCUUCGAAGACGCCGAUUUGGAUCUGAUGGAAAUCUGAGCACUGAUCUGCGAGUUGGGAUCUGGAAAGGGUUGUUUUUUCAAUAAAUGUUGGAUGAGACCAUUACACUUCCCUGUGGAUUUGUGGGUUUAGGAAAUUUGUAGGCGAUCACUCAGAUAAAUAGCCAUUUAUGCUGUUCAUUUAUAAGUUUUGUGCUUUUUUAAAGAAAAAUCACUGUGUUGGUAUUUUCUGAAAAUAUAUUGUGGGUGAAUAUUUUUGCGUUUUCUUUACCUCACUGUAUCAUAGUUUUCUGUUUUUAUUGUGCAGAAAUGUUUUGAAUUAUACAUUGUCAAUGUGACCAUUUCUAAAGAAAGGAGAGCAGAUGUAGCUGACGAACCCGUAUAUAAACCUUUUGGAUGUCUUAACACAGGUUGGUUUUUUUUUAACACUUGACCCAGAGCUUUAGGUUUCUGUGCUGAAUUUAGGUAUGAACGAUUGCUUUGAGGUGUGAACCUUCUACAGUUGGCCCUUACGAGUUGGGUUUGGUUUGGUUUUUCUUAAUUUUAUUUUAUUUUAAAGAGUAACUGUUUGGCCUGUGAGCUGGGACAUGGGAUCCAGACACAGUCGGAAGCAUUUUGCCUGCUCAAUGCCAGCAAUGGUUCUUGGAGCCCCGGCGCUGCCCGGUGCUGCCGCGCGGUUGGGUCGGGUCCUCCAUGGGAGCCCACCGGCACCGCCGCGCUCCAAAGAGUCCCCGAGGAAGGGUGCAGAUGGAAGAGGGAAGUCGAGGCUGCCUUGAUCUUCCCCUGUAGAUGGGAGUUAAACGUAUGGACCAUUAAGCGUUGAUUAACGACGAGUAGUUGAUAAACGUGCUUUAAGCAGUGGCAUCAGACACUACGUUCCUUAGAAUUAGAGAUCUGAUUUAACGAGACAAACUGUGACAUGCACAAAAAGAAGACGUUUGUUUUUAUUUUUCACUGCCAGCUUAAAUUUUUCUACAAUUUGCAUGUUUGAGGGUUUUUUAAUUGUAUGUAUUACGGUAUAAGCAGAAGCAUUUUGACAUACAGAAUUCAGAAGCACCUGCACCUUUCUGUUUCCAUAGAGGUUUUGUGAACCUGCCCUAUGACCUAAGGAAAGCAGGAGGCAGCAUGUGCAGACCUGUAAAUGGUUCAUCUUUAAAAUGUACAUACGUGGAACAUUUAAUAAAACCAGGGAAAUGGA
This is a messenger RNA of Gallus gallus (chicken), 5908 nucleotides long. It is a transcript of the gene POGZ, whose product is annotated as pogo transposable element with ZNF domain. Gene Ontology annotation, molecular function: RNA polymerase II cis-regulatory region sequence-specific DNA binding; DNA-binding transcription factor activity, RNA polymerase II-specific. The coding region runs from base 662 to 4750 and encodes 1362 amino acids. The record is from RefSeq and is a predicted model, not a curated record. The transcript is spliced from 19 exons. Lineage: Eukaryota; Metazoa; Chordata; Aves; Galliformes; Phasianidae. Gene Ontology annotation, biological process: regulation of DNA-templated transcription.